This is a messenger RNA of Wyeomyia smithii (pitcher-plant mosquito), 831 nucleotides long. RefSeq lists its product as uncharacterized. The coding region runs from base 184 to 831 and encodes 215 amino acids. Lineage: Eukaryota; Metazoa; Arthropoda; Insecta; Diptera; Culicidae. The transcript has 2 exons. The record is from RefSeq and is a predicted model, not a curated record.
UCAUGUUUCUUGCUAAAAAAAUAAAUCAAUUUAAGAGAAACUAAUUAAUUUAAUUUGACAGCGAACAACGAAGCUAUCAACUAUGAAGAGUUAAAAAAAGAUUUGCAACAAUUUAUUCAAACUACGGUGGAAACUGUGGUGGAAAGGUGCUUUGAUGAUCAUUUCUCCAAACUGACUGCUCUGAUGCAAAUGAACAUUAAAUCUUCUAACAAGACUACUCUGGAAGUAGAUGACGACCCUGUUGAAAACCACCUGUCCAUUGAUAAUGAAAUUCAAUUGCACGAGUGGAAUGUAAUGUUGGGAAACGAAGAUCUCUGCGAGAAAUAUCUAGUAUAUUUCACACGGAUUAUUCCACCAAAUUCAUACAACGGAAAUGGGGACAAUGCUUGCUACACGAUCGUCGAUUGCUUGUUCACAAGAGAGUUUUGGACUCGUUUUACCUGGACCGGUAUCAGCAGAGGUACAAAAUCAAAACGAGGAUUCCGGGAAUUCGGUAAUAUUUUGCAGCUGUUGGUGAGAUUAGUAUGCAUUGGUGAUCCAACAUACCAUGCACAUAAAUUGGAGAGUUCCUGUAGAAACCGUUUAUUUAGGUACAGUAAAUCUCGAAGCAUAAACAAGAAGUUACGUAAGUCUGCUUGCCGGCCUACACGGAAAACGAUAAUAACAAAGAAGUUUCCUAAACAUGAAGCUAUUGGCAAGAUCAAAUGCGGAAAUCCUCUUGAGGUAAACGAAACCGACAGUGAUGAAGAACACAAUUCUCAUGAUGAUAAAAUGGAUAUAGAAGCUGCUAAUGCUGAUGUCGAACCUGUGGAGGAGUAUGAUAUGAGUUGA